AUGGAGUAUUUGACUAGGACCCUGAAGAAUCUGCAGACCCACUCUACAUUCAAGCAUUACUCUAGAUGUAAGAAGCUGCAGUUAGUCCAACUUAGCUUUGCGGAUGAUCUGUUGUUGUUUAGUAGAGGUGACAUUGAAUCCAUUAAGGCAUUGCUUGAAUGUUUCCAAUUAUUCUCAAAGGCAUCUGGUUUGGUGGCAAACGUGGAAAAAAGUUCCAUUUACUUUGGUGGAGUUAGUAAUGCCGAGCAAUUGCUGAUUAUCCGGGAACUUGGUUUUGCCAAAGGGGAACUGCCUUUUAAGUAUUUGGGAGUGCCUCUGAGCACCAAAAGGACCACUGUUUUUCAAUAUAAACCGUUGGUGGAUAAAAUACUAGAGAGAAUUCAGUCAUGGAUUGCUAGAUUUCUUUCCUACGCUGGAAGAAUUCAGUUGAUCAAGUCUGUGUUAUUCUCUGUGCAAAUCUUCUGGUCUCAGGUAUUUAUACUACCAAAGAAGAUUGUCAAAGUGAUUGAGUCACUAUGCAGGAAAUUCUUGUGGAUUGGAAGUGUUGAGCCUUCAAAAAAGGCUUUAAUAGCUUGGGAAACUCUGUGUCUACCAAAAUCUGCAUGUGGUUUAAAUUUACUUGAUAUCCAAACAUGGAAUAAGGCUGCCAUAAGCAAGAUGCUGUGGAAUUUGUGCAUGAAAAAAGAUAAGAAAUGGAUACAAUGGGUGCAUUCCUACUACAUAAAAGGUGGAAGUGUAUGGGAGACCCAAGCUAAGCAGGCCUCUUGGAUCAUCAGGAAAAUAUUGAAGGCUAAUUUGACUGUGGCAGCUGCUGGGUACGAGGAACAAGACCUGAUACAGAUGCAGCAAUACUCCAUCAAAACCAUGUAUUUGAAGCUGCGAGGUGUCUAUGCAAAGGUGCACUGGAGAAGGUUAGUAUGUAAUAACUUAGGCGCCCCAAAGUGGACGUUUAUCCUCUAUUUGGCUAUUUCAAGGAGGCUGCUUACUACAGAUCGUUUGGGUAAAUGGGGAAUGAUAGAAGAUCAGAAGUGUCCUUUAUAUGAUGAUGCCAAUGAAACUACAGAUCAUUUAUUCUUUGGGUGCUCUUACUCGACUGAUGUAUGGAAAAGCUUACUGAUUUGGCAAGGCAUUUCAAGAAGUCUUAUGGAGUGGAAUGAAGAAAUUGACUGGGCUGUGACAAAUGCUAGAGGACGAGCUGCUGGUUCUAUUUUGUGUAGGAUGAUUCUGGCAUGUGGAGUGUACUGUAUUUGGGCUGAACGAAAUCUUAGAGUUUUUCAAACAAAAACUAGGCCGGCUAGAGAUGUUAUUCGACAGGUAAUCCAGGAUGUGUACUGCAAGGCUUAUAUGAAGAGUAGCUUACAUAAAAAGUUGAGUCAGUUGGACUUUUAUCCUCAUUAG
Molecule: messenger RNA, 1398 nt
Organism: Lycium barbarum (goji berry)
Lineage: Eukaryota; Viridiplantae; Streptophyta; Magnoliopsida; Solanales; Solanaceae
Exons: 1
Coding region: 1-1398 (465 amino acids)
Source: RefSeq, a predicted model, not a curated record